CAAUUGCUCAGAGCCUCAGACUUCCAGAGGCGCUGUAUGACCUGCAUUUCAUUCGAUAUCAGCGUCCUCGAUACGGUUUCCGAUCCUCACCCCAGCGGCCGAUGCACAUGCAUUCAACUUUCAGUAUUUGGUCUUUUGUGAAUCCUUCCAUACAGCAGACGCUCGCCGGUCGUCCUCUUCCUUCUCAAGAACUACCGCUGCCACAUGUGAAUCUGGCGCGCGGAUCAGGAAUAGCCUUCACGGCGGCCGUCGAUAUUGUCACAAUGCAGAGUCAUCGUCUCUGGGGCUGAAUUCGGGGCUUGUAGAUGAUCGCAUUGGGAUAACAGACUACCUACUGCCUAGCACAGGCAACACUCAAUAAGACCAGCCCGCGAUGGCCUCUACUGUCGACGACCAUGUCUUGCCGACACUGGACCUCGACAUCGCACUGGAUUUGGCGGAUCCCGGGACUGUGGUCGAGAUUCCCGACCUUGACUUGGACGAGCAGAGCCCCCUGUUAGCGACCGAAGUCACUACUCAAGGAACUACACCCACCCCAUCGGAUGAAGGCGCGGCCUCGACCCCGACCAGUGUUUCCUUAAACACGCCUCGGUCGAUCAGCAGACGGAAAGGCAAGGUUACAACGAAGCCCAGGCGAGUCAGGACUGGUUGCUUGACGUGUCGCGAACGGCAUCUGAAGUGCGAUGAGGCUUUGCACCAAUGUCAGAACUGUCGCAAGUCGGGCAGGAUCUGCAGGCGUGGUAUUCGCUUGAACUUUAUAGACACGCAGACGGCGACGCCUCCGCACUGUGUGGUGCGUCUGCAAGGGAACCGAGUCACCUUUCGGGAUGAAUCCCGGAUCAUAGCGUCGGAAUAUGUGGGUGGGUUUGAGAGGUACCCUCCGCUUGUCGCAGAGGAACCCGAGAAACAAGGCACGACGGGGUCGUUGAACUCGAAUACGCCGAUCACGUCCAAAGACACCUACAUGCAAGGUUUCGGGAACGCCCAGUCCGACAACAUCGGCGCAUCGCUCACCAGUCUUUCGCACCAUGUUCCAUUGUUCCCCGACCCCAACACCUCGUAUGCUCCCUUCCGGUCGACGGGGCAUGGUCAUAUCAACUCGACCAACCAUACUUGUCUCAAUAAUCCAGAGGAGGUUUUUCUUCUGCAGGUGUUUGUCGAUGAGGUUGGGCUGUGGAUGGACUCUAUGGAUGCGGUCAAACAUUUCACUAAUGUAUUACCAUUCCACGCGUUGGAGGAGCCAAUGCUCUUCAAGGCUAUUUUGGCUUGUGGUGCGCGGCAUCUGUUCCAUGUGAAUACGUCGUACGGAGAGGAAAAGGCUGCACUGUUCCAUGACGAGGCUUCUCAGUAUCUGCUACGCUCGUUGCAGGAUCCGGAUCGCGACUCUGCGUUGUGUGCAACUACAGCCAUUCUCUUGAAUAUCUACGAGCUGAUGUCGGGCCGACCCAUCCAGGGCAUGAGCCAUAUCGCCGGAGCGAGGGCUUUGAUCAAAGAAUGCAAUUGGGACGCGAAGACACCCGGUCUGGGUGGCGCAUGUUUCUGGUUAAAUGUUAGUAUGGAGCUGAUCAGCUGUCUGCAUUUUAACUGGGCGCUCUCCUGGAAUCCAGACUCUUGGGGUGUUGAACUAGAUCUGGACCAGGCCCAGCCGAGUGUGGCCGGUAACGAGGAGGCGUGGACCCACAAGAUGGUCUUCAUCUGCGCCAAGGUUGCGAAUUUCCGGUCGUUGCUGGGCCAAGGCCAGGGCGUGGACGAUCCAAUCAGUGACACACGGGUGAGCCAGCGAUACCAGGAAUGGUGCACCUACAACGAAUGGUGCGAUCAGUGGGCUCGGGCUGUGCCACGCUCUAUGAUGCCAGUGGGCUAUCUGCAUUCCUGGCAGACGAACUCGAAGUCUGUGUUUCCAGAGAUAUGGCUCAUCAAACGUUCCACAAUCGUGGCUCAACUUCUGUACCACACCACUCGCAUCCUGCUGACCAAGACGAACCCUCUUGAAUCUGAGUUCAGUGCGGAGAUGCAGACUGUCCAGCAGGGUCACGCACGAGAUAUCUGCGGGAUUGUCGCGCACUCUAAGGAUCGGGGUGUUGCCAGCCUGUCCAUCCGUUUUCUGGCCAUCGCAGCCGGAUGCCUGGUCACGCGAGAAGCGCAGCACGAGGUCUUCGAGAUCCUUGACAACAUCAUCAAGGAGACCGGGUGGAGAGCGGAGAACGUCAAGACCGAGUUGCAAGCCGCCUGGGGCUGGAGUAGUCACCACGGCCCGCCCAUGGCAACCUCGGAAGACAUCGUGGCGAUGUUCGGCAAUGACCAGCCCUUGCGUCCUAGCCAUAUUGCGCCCCAUUUGAAGAUGUCAGGGGGUGUCAACCCGCUCAUGGCGUCGGCGGAUUUCUCGAUGGAGAACCAUCCGUACCAGGAUCAUUAUGUUGCGCCGCACCGCUCGUUUGGCGAGUAUCCGUAUGGUGGGAUUUAGCUUAGCGUUUGGCUGCAUGAUAUCUAGCGAGAUUUGAUGUUAUUUGAUG
Molecule: messenger RNA, 2513 nt
Organism: Aspergillus homomorphus CBS 101889
Lineage: Eukaryota; Fungi; Ascomycota; Eurotiomycetes; Eurotiales; Aspergillaceae
Product: Zn(II)2Cys6 transcription factor
Exons: 5
Coding region: 374-2464 (696 amino acids)
Biological process (GO): positive regulation of transcription by RNA polymerase II
Cellular component (GO): nucleus
Molecular function (GO): DNA-binding transcription factor activity, RNA polymerase II-specific; transcription cis-regulatory region binding; zinc ion binding
Source: RefSeq, a predicted model, not a curated record